AAAGUGCGGCGAACACAGCCUCCCGGGGGCGAGCCGGUAGCGGGGAGGAGUCCAGUCACGAAUUGCCGGUUGGUCCGCCCAGUCGCUGCCGGCUGCAAGGCGCGGCCAAUAGGCUGCGUGAUCCCGGCCACGCCCGCGCGAGCUCUCUUCUCGCGAGGCCGGCUAGGCCCGAAUGUCGUUAGCCGUGGGGAAAGAUGGCGGAAAAUUUAAAAGGCUGCAAUGUGUGUUGCAAGUCUUCUUGGAAUCAGCUGCAGGACCUGUGCCGCCUGGCCAGGCUCUCCUGCCCUGCCCUUGGUGUCUCUAAGAGGAAUCUCUAUGACUUUGAAGUUGAGUACCUGUGCGAUUACAAGAAAAUCCGUGAACAAGAAUAUUACCUGGUAAAGUGGCGUGGAUACCCUGACUCAGAGAGCACCUGGGAACCACGGCAGAAUCUCAAAUGUGUGCGCAUUCUCAAGCAGUUCCACAAGGACUUAGAAAGAGAGCUGCUCCGGCGGCACCACCGGUCAAAGCUCCCCCGGCACCUGGACCCAAGCUUGGCUAACUACCUGGUGCAGAAGGCCAAGCAGAGGCGGGCACUUCAGCGCUGGGAGCAGGAACUCAAUGCCAAGCGUAGCCACCUGGGACGCAUCACUGUGGAGAAUGAGGUGGACCUAGAUGGCCCCCCACGGGCAUUUGUGUACAUCAAUGAGUACCGAGUUGGUGAGGGCAUCACUCUCGACCAAGUGGCCGUGGGCUGCGAGUGCCAAGACUGUCUCUGGGCACCCACUGGAGGCUGCUGUCCUGGAGCAUCCCUGCACAAGUUUGCCUACAACGACCAGGGCCAAGUGCGGCUUCGAGCUGGGCUGCCCAUUUAUGAGUGCAACUCACGCUGCCGCUGUGGCUAUGACUGCCCCAACCGAGUGGUACAGAAGGGCAUCCGCUAUGACCUCUGCAUCUUCCGUACAGAUGACGGACGUGGCUGGGGUGUCCGCACACUUGAGAAGAUCCGCAAGAACAGCUUUGUCAUGGAGUACGUAGGAGAGAUCAUUACUUCAGAGGAGGCGGAACGGCGAGGCCAGAUUUAUGACCGCCAAGGUGCCACAUACCUGUUCGACCUGGACUAUGUGGAGGAUGUGUAUACUGUGGAUGCCGCCUAUUAUGGCAACAUCUCUCACUUUGUCAACCAUAGUUGUGACCCCAACCUGCAGGUGUACAACGUCUUCAUAGACAACCUUGACGAGCGGCUGCCCCGCAUCGCUUUCUUUUCCACAAGAACCAUCCGGGCAGGCGAGGAGCUCACCUUUGAUUACAACAUGCAAGUGGACCCGGUGGACAUGGAAAGCACCCGCAUGGAUUCCAACUUUGGCCUGGCUGGGCUCCCUGGCUCCCCUAAGAAGCGAGUCCGUAUUGAAUGCAAAUGUGGGACUGAGUCCUGCCGCAAAUACCUCUUCUAGUGCUGAGAAGUCUGAGGCCAGAUUGACUGAGGGGGCCUGAAGUCACCUGCCCUCCCCUACUGCUGCCCUCCUGUUGGGGAUUGGCUCUCUCACCUGCCUCCACCUGCUCCACUUGCUCUGCCUGCUCCAGGGUCAGGGCCUGUUGAGGACUGACUCCAGGAGUCUGUGUGUGUUUCAGCCCUUCUGUGGGUUGCACUUACAAACCUUCACCCACCUUCAUUGAUCACAUCAAGAUUUUCUGCAGUUAGGAUUGGGGCCUACUGUAGAGGGCCAGAGAGGGUGGAGACCCUGUCCAGCCUACAAUAAAAAGCUGUGUCUGUACUUGCUUCUGCCUGAAGCCCAAGGACCCUACUGCAGGCCUCCAACCCCAAGGCAGCCAGACAUUGAGGGUAGAGUUCCCAGCUGCAACAAAGCUGGUUGCCAGACCACAGAAUCUUUGUACUAAUGGAAAAGGGGGUCUCCUGGGUGAGGGACUGAGGCUGGAUCUGCUCACUGUGCCAACAGUGCUGGCUAGUGCUGACAAUGAGAUCUGUGCAAGGCUGCCCAGCUGAGAGGUGGAUGCCAUGUGCCACUCGAAGGGGGAUGGGUGUCUGUGGCCCACUGAGUAGUGAGCAGAAGGCGGUCCUGCCAGCCAGCUCUGGAGUGGGCUAGGUGCAAGUUCUGCCUUCAGGCACCAGUGGUGUCCUGAGCUCUCAGGAGUAUCAAGGGUACUUGGCUGUGAUAACUGCUGAGGCUAGUGGAGAUGGAAUUGAGACCUAGAUAGCUGUAGAUAGCACUUAGGACAAUGAUAUGCGUUGUUUAGAAGCUGGUGAGGUGUCCGGCACUGGGUAAAGCACCUGGUCCAUGUGGAUUGUCUCAGGGAAGCUUUGAAAAUCACAGAGGUGGUUUUCCAGGAAAAGGCCUAUGUGGCACAAGGCAAAGUACUGUAUAGUAAAGUCCCCAACUUAGGAACAUUCAGCUUGUGAACUUUCACAUGUGUUCUAUAUAAGAUUCACUGUUGGGUCAUCAACAAACCUGAUUUACAAACAGAAUGAUAGGGGAGAGCUUACCCACUAGGAUAUGUUGAGGCAAGAAGCCCCUGGUGGCCAACCCCAAGCUUCAGCCCUCUGCGCUCACCCCCAGGCCCACAUCUCAAAAAUUAACUGCCUUCAAAUGUAUAAAAUGUUAAGCCUUGGCCUUUGCUCUCCCGGCCCUGUAAGAUCUCUAGAAAGCCUUUCCUGAUCACCUGUGCCCAGAGUGCCCCUCUGUGAGACUGUGUACCCUGCUACCAGAAGCCAGAUCUGUGUGUCUGUGUGUGUGUCCUGCUCUUGUCUCCCAGGCUGCCCUUCAGGCAUGGGCUGAAGCUGGUUCUCCUCUUGUAAACCCCUCAGCCCUACCCAGCCUGGGAUGGGCACCAAUAAACUGUGUGUUG
Molecule: messenger RNA, 2844 nt
Organism: Octodon degus (degu)
Lineage: Eukaryota; Metazoa; Chordata; Mammalia; Rodentia; Octodontidae
Gene: Suv39h1
Product: suppressor of variegation 3-9 homolog 1
Exons: 6
Coding region: 195-1433 (412 amino acids)
Cellular component (GO): nucleus
Molecular function (GO): protein binding; zinc ion binding; histone H3K9 methyltransferase activity
Source: RefSeq, a predicted model, not a curated record